GCCAGAAAAGCCAGUGGGAGGCGCUGUCCAGUGGAAGAGGGAGCUUUCUGUGAGGCGGGCGCGGCUGCGCAUCGGCCAACUGACGAGUCUACACCGACAACAAUGCUGCUGCGGCUGAGUGCGGUUCGUCUGGCUCAUCCGUCCUUCUACGGGCAGACGAGGCUGUGGAGGCACCGGUUCGGCAAGGCGGGCGACUAUGCGGUGGAGCGGCUGUUCAUCUUCGCUAAGCGGUACUUGCCCUCGUGGUACCAGUUCUACUACUUCAAGGAGGGCAUCUACGACAUCAUGACGGCCGCCGCGGCGGCUCUCAUGUACCUCCUCAUUGGCUAUAUGGGUGGGUAAUAAAUACGAGUGCCAGGCAGGUUUGCACGUGUGUGUGCCGUGUAUGGUGUCUGUCUGUCUGUGUGUGUAUGGUGUCAGGUGUGAGCUGCGUAUGGACGUGGAACGAUGCGGUCCAUCGCACCUGGAAGCACUACGUGCGCAAGGAGGUACACACACACACACACACACGUGUCAGUGUUUGGUACGAGUGUGUGUGUGUGUGUUUGAUCCAUUGACUCAUUGGUUGACUGGUUGGUUCAGAAGGAGCGCAAGGCGCUGAUGGACAUCAUUGCCCGGGCCCGGGAGGACGGACUCGUACCCGAAUCCAUCGUACACGACUUUGGUACCUACCAAACACACACAGACACACACAAGAUCUGUCGUCUUCUCUCCCGUGUCAUCAGAGUGAUCGACGGGCAGUUCCGUUCUGUUUCGUUUCAUUUCAUUUCGUUUGCCUGGGGUCCGACCGAUGUGCAGUUCGUCCAUCCAUCCACUCUGACUGACUCAGCUGGC
Messenger RNA from Vitrella brassicaformis, 834 nucleotides. The record is from the annotation of a GenBank genome assembly. Lineage: Eukaryota; Vitrellaceae.